Messenger RNA from Ramularia collo-cygni, 318 nucleotides. RefSeq lists its product as uncharacterized. Lineage: Eukaryota; Fungi; Ascomycota; Dothideomycetes; Mycosphaerellales; Mycosphaerellaceae. The transcript has 3 exons. The coding region runs from base 1 to 318 and encodes 105 amino acids. The record is from RefSeq and is a predicted model, not a curated record.
AUGCCAUCAACGACCCUAAUCACCACCUCCCUCCUCCUAGCUCUCACGGGCCUCAUAGUAGGAUACAUCUACAUCUUCGGCGUGCCCCCAGAAAUGAAGAAGAAAAUGGAACGAGCGGCUUUGAAAACCGUAGGAGAGAACAAAGCCUCCUACGCACUCAAAUCCUCAAUCUCCCAAAUGCCAGAAUCCAAUCAGCAGGAAUUGAACGAGGCAAAAGAGACGGUGGGGGAUGUAGCGGGUGGAUCGAUGCAGAAUCCCCUGGGGGAAUUUGUUGGCGAGAGUGCGGAUUCCGCGACUGCGCCUUUUACUGGGCGUUGA